Messenger RNA from Catharus ustulatus (Swainson's thrush), 1161 nucleotides. RefSeq names its product tropomyosin 4 (gene TPM4). The record is from RefSeq and is a predicted model, not a curated record. The transcript has 9 exons. Bases 16 to 870 code for a protein of 284 amino acids. Lineage: Eukaryota; Metazoa; Chordata; Aves; Passeriformes; Turdidae. Gene Ontology annotation, biological process: actin filament organization; muscle contraction. Gene Ontology annotation, cellular component: actin filament. Gene Ontology annotation, molecular function: actin filament binding.
UGUCCUUGAGCAAAAAUGGAAGCUAUCAAGAAAAAGAUGCAGAUGUUGAAGUUAGACAAGGAGAAUGCCAUUGACAGAGCAGAGCAGGCUGAGACAGAUAAAAAAGCAGCUGAGGACAAAUGCAAGCAGGUAGAGGAUGAGCUGGUAGCUCUGCAGAAGAAGUUGAAAGGAACUGAAGAUGAGCUGGAUAAAUACUCAGAGGCUCUCAAAGACGCCCAGGAAAAACUGGAGCAGGCUGAGAAGAAGGCCACUGAUGCUGAAGGUGAGGUGGCAGCUCUGAACAGACGCAUCCAGCUCGUUGAAGAGGAGCUGGAUCGUGCCCAGGAACGACUGGCCACAGCGCUGCAGAAACUGGAGGAGGCUGAGAAAGCAGCAGAUGAGAGCGAGAGAGGAAUGAAGGUUAUUGAGAACAGAGCAAUGAAAGAUGAAGAGAAAAUGGAAAUUCAGGAAAUGCAGUUGAAGGAGGCCAAGCACAUUGCUGAAGAAGCUGACCGCAAGUAUGAGGAGGUUGCCCGUAAACUGGUCAUUUUGGAGGGUGAACUGGAAAGAGCUGAGGAGCGUGCAGAGGUGUCUGAAGUGAAAUGUAGUGACCUUGAAGAGGAGUUAAAGAACGUCACAAACAACCUGAAAUCUUUGGAAGCUCAGUCUGAAAAGUACUCAGAAAAAGAAGAUAAAUAUGAAGAAGAAAUCAAGAUUCUCUCUGACAAGCUGAAAGAAGCUGAAACUCGUGCGGAAUUUGCCGAGAGAACUGUUGCCAAACUGGAAAAGUCUAUUGAUGACCUGGAAGAAAAACUUGCUCAAGCCAAGGAGGAGAACUUGGGCUUGCACCAGACACUGGACCAGACGCUAAAUGAACUGAACUGUAUAUGAGAGGCGCAGAGCUGACAGCAGCCAACGGGAACCAGCCCUGUCCCUGUAUCGCCCCUCUCUCCUUUCUCUCUCUGUAUCCUGGAAAAGCCAAUUAAGUUAUGACCAGCACAGCCACACGAUGGGCUCUGGGCAGCCCCCGGGAGCCGCUGCCCUGCACGGCCUGUGCCUGGCUGUUCCUCACGGUUCGUUAGUCCUUUCGUGUAAACCCCAGUAGAAGCUGCACCCGAGCGGUGGCGCCGUCUGCGCGGGCACCUGUCCCUGCCGUUUCAUAUUAAACAAUUUCUCACAGUC